UAAAGUAAGCAGGUACGAUGAUUUUGACGAGGGUCUGAACGGUUCACGUUUUAGUAAAGCUUAGUUUUUAACUGAAACCAGACCAGGAUAACAAGGUCGAACAUAAACGUGUGAAGAUUCGCAAUAGCAAAUCGUGUUCUAAGUUGGACGUUUUUCGAGUAUAACUAUAGAUUGUUCUCGUGCAUGUGUAGUUUUCCUUUUUCAAUUUAAUUAUGCGUUUUUUCGUCAAUUACAAAUUUUUCGGUUAAAGGUACAAUUUGAAAAAUUUAGAAUGUCGCUAAUGUACGUAUGAAAUGAUAUCGAAACGAAUUUCAGUUCGUCUGUUGUAAACGAGAAGACACACGUGUUCGCGAGACUCGCUCAUCGUACUGUAUUUCGUAUUCUCUCGCGCAUAAAAAACUGAAUUAGUAAUCUCACGAUCAAUUAAAAAUUAUGUCACCGAAGAAGUGUCCUCGUAAUUGUAACGAUGCUUAUUGUUUGUUCGAUAAGUGCUCCCCGGAAGCCAUAGAAUUGAUAAGGAAGUCAAUUCACUCGCCGCAGCCAGACCAUCCUCAUUUAGAUGAAAUUAAUCCGCAUAUAUUCGUCAUUUUAGGAGCUUCGGGUGAUUUAGCCAAGAAAAAAAUAUACCCUACGUUAUGGUGGUUGUUCAAAGAUAACUUGUUACCAGUCAAUACGCAUUUUUACGGAUACGCCAGGAGUAAAUUAAGCAUUCCUCAAAUCAGAAAGCAAUGCGAUCCUUACAUGAAUGUAAAACCCGAAGAAAUGGACGACUACACCGAAUUUUGGAACCUGAACAAAUACGUAGCCGGCUCAUACGAAAACCCCAGAGACUUCGAAGCGCUAAACGACGAAUUAUGCAAACAAGAGAUCAAAGGAAGAGGAAACCGAAUAUUCUAUCUCGCAUUACCACCUUCAGUAUUCGAACCAGUUACCAAAAACAUAAGCACUAAUCUAACUGCUAAAAACGGAUGGACUCGAGUAAUUAUCGAAAAACCAUUCGGCAAAGACGCCGAAAGUUCGGCCUUGUUAUCCAAACACUUGGAGAGCCUGUUCACCGAAGAGCAAAUUUACAGAAUCGAUCACUACUUAGGCAAAGAAAUGGUUCAGAAUUUAAUGGUAUUAAGAUUCGGAAAUCGUUUCUUCAGUCCGUCUUGGAGUCGAGAAUGCAUCGCUAGCGUACAAAUAACAUUUAAGGAAUCUUUCGGCACCCAAGGACGUGGAGGGUAUUUCGACGAGUUCGGUAUCAUUCGAGAUGUAAUGCAGAACCACUUGCUACAGAUUUUGAGCUUGGUAGCCAUGGAGAAACCAGCCAGCACGCAUCCGGAUGAUAUUAGAAAUGAAAAGGUAAAAGUACUCAAAUGUAUUCCACCCAUCCAACUGGAAGAUGUCGUAUUAGGCCAAUACGUCGGCAACCCGCAAGGCGACGGUGACGCGAAAUUAGGCUAUUUAGACGACGAAUCAGUUCCCAAAGGCUCGAAAACCGCAACCUACGCAUUGGCCGUCCUCAAUAUAAACAACGAACGAUGGGACGGAGUUCCAUUUAUAUUGAAAUGUGGCAAAGCCUUAAACGAACGUAAAGCCGAAGUUAGGAUACAGUAUAACGAUGUACCCGGAGACAUAUUCGAAGGUAAAACUAAACGAAAUGAGCUCGUCAUCAGGGUCCAGCCAGGAGAAGCGGUGUACUUAAAAAUGAUGAACAAAACGCCCGGUAUGAGCUUCGAAAUGGAGGAAAGCGAGUUAGAUUUAACUUACGGUAGCAGGUAUAAGAAUGUCAAAUUACCCGACGCUUACGAAAGAUUAAUUUUGGAUGUAUUCUGCGGAUCGCAGAUGCAUUUCGUUAGAUCUGACGAAUUAUCCGAAGCUUGGAGGAUUUUUACUCCUUUUUUGAAAGAAAUCGAAGAUAAACAAAUCCCUCCGCUGCUUUACACCUACGGCUCCAGAGGACCACUCGAAGCGACCGAAUUGCUCAGAAAAUACAACUUUAAAUAUUACGGCUCGUACAAAUGGACGCCCCCGACCACUAAAUGAAAAGUUACCUUGACACGAACAGUGUGAACACAUCGUCCGGAAUCGAUUACCUUUUAUAAAUCAAAUACGUAUACUUAUAGGUCAUGUAUACGCUUGACUUCAAUAUAGAGGUACUCUCUCCGUCUCUCGUACAUAAUACUCUCGUAUGUAACAUCCCCACAAGCGCACUGUAUACUUACUGUACAUAUAAAUUAUCGAAUUUGAAUCUUAUACUUAUACGUAAUUUUUUUUUUUUUUUUUUUUACAAAUUUUGCAUUUUUGUCUCUCUUCAUUUUUUCUAUUAUAAAAACUUGAAAUUUGUUUGUGAUGUGAUCGAUCUUAAUACAUAUGUGUAACUAAAAACUCGUCUCGUCGUAUAAAAUACGUAAUUUAUAAAACAGCAAUAAUUACACGAAACGCUUACCCGAGGACCAAUCGUACGUAAUUGUAAAUCUGAAACAUAAACAAACGUUUUUAUAUUAGUUUUCUAAAAAUAAGCAUCGAAUUGCGUGACUGACUAAAUAUGCAGUUGUCCUUUUUAAUGUGUUACUAUUUAAACGAUAUUUAUACCUAUAGCUGUGUAAAUUGUUAAAUUGUUUACCACUUGUUUUUGAAAAUUAUUUAUCAUUUGGAAUUUUUUUUCUCUCUCUCUAUUUCUCUUACGUUGUACAUUCCAUUUUCUCUGUAUUUAACGUACAUGCAUAAUUUUAAAUUGAAUUUUUAAUUAUCUAUCUAAUUUCGAUAACGACUUUUUACCAAUUUUAAUGAUGCAAUAUGUACUGGUAAUGUUGUUAAACAUAUAAGUUAUGUGUAUAAAUAUUUUAUAGAAAUAUAGAUCAAGCGAUUUGAA
This is a messenger RNA of Planococcus citri (citrus mealybug), 2857 nucleotides long. RefSeq names its product glucose-6-phosphate 1-dehydrogenase Zw (gene Zw). The record is from RefSeq and is a predicted model, not a curated record. The transcript is spliced from 10 exons. Gene Ontology annotation, cellular component: cytosol. Lineage: Eukaryota; Metazoa; Arthropoda; Insecta; Hemiptera; Pseudococcidae. Gene Ontology annotation, biological process: glucose metabolic process; pentose-phosphate shunt, oxidative branch. Gene Ontology annotation, molecular function: glucose-6-phosphate dehydrogenase activity; NADP binding. Bases 433 to 2028 code for a protein of 531 amino acids.